AUGCCGGUUCCGCUGUCCCCCAUCCUGCGGACGGCCGUCUGGGUGGUUGUAGCUCCUCUCGGCGUCUACUUCACCUUCCUGGCUCUCGGCGCCACGCCGUUCUUCCAAAGACAUUUCCUAUACGCCCAUAAGAUAAACACUCUCUGGUGGCGCGACAUCAAUGAGCCUGAAAGAUUCGGCUUCGCUAAGGGUCAAGUAACUCCCUUCUCUCUUGACACCCCUGAUGGCGAGAGUCUAUAUGCCUGGCAUGUCAUGCCCUUGCCCGCAUAUCUCAAGCAAGAGGAGAGGUUUUCUGUGCAAAAGUCAGGCUUUUGUAAUGAUAUCACCGAGACAGAGUCUUUCCGGGCGUUAAAGGAGGACCCUGAAGCCCGGGUGGUCAUAUCUUGUAAGCUUCCCUUGGCCGUCCAAAACGCCGGAGACAUCGCUCAAAACCACCGUCCAGACAGUUACCACGUCAUCACAGACACCUCAACCUACCACGUUCUGGCCAUCGACUACCGUGGCUUCGGCUAUUCCACCGGUGUCCCCUCCGAAGAUGGUCUCAUUCAGGAUGCAGCAACUCUGAUCGACUGGGUCAUCAACGUCGCCGGCGUGCCCUCUGAUCGCAUCGUCAUUCUCGGUCAAAGCUUGGGCACCGCCGUAACCAGUGGCGUCGCAGAGCUGUACGCAUCGCAAGGUAUUGAAUUCGGCGGCAUCAUUCUCGUCGCAGGAUUCAGCAACCUCCCCAAGAUGCUCAGCGGCUACAAAAUAGGCGGCAUCUUCCCCGUUCUGGGGCCCUUGAAAGUCUGGCCUGGGUUCUUGAAUUACAUGGAGACCUUCAUCUACGACAAGUGGCAGUCGGCUGAUAGGCUCGAGAGUCUGGUGAAGCUGACCAAGCGCCGCCUGCGGCUCACUCUCAUCUCGGCCAAGGACGACUCAGAUAUCCCCUGUGAGGAGAGCAGUAAGCUUUUCCGGGCAGCUGCUAAUGCGACGGUCGAGGGUGGGCUCAACGACCAUUCUUUCGAGGCGUGGAAGGAGGUCCGGACGAUCCACAAGGGGAAGGAUGCGUUUGUCACGACCUGGCACGCCGAUCACAAUGUCAUUAUUCGCCAGGAAAUGUUUCCCUAUGGCGGGCAUAACGACAUCAUGGGAUACGCGCCCGUCAUCCUCGCAGUCAUGCGAUCUUUUGAUCUCAAAGGCACGGCGUUUGAUGGGGCUGGUUCUGAAACCAGCAGUGGAACAAUGCUAUAA
Molecule: messenger RNA, 1230 nt
Organism: Colletotrichum truncatum
Lineage: Eukaryota; Fungi; Ascomycota; Sordariomycetes; Glomerellales; Glomerellaceae
Product: abhydrolase domain-containing protein
Biological process (GO): monoacylglycerol catabolic process; phosphatidylserine catabolic process
Cellular component (GO): endoplasmic reticulum membrane
Molecular function (GO): phosphatidylcholine lysophospholipase A1 activity; monoacylglycerol lipase activity
Source: RefSeq, a predicted model, not a curated record